This is a messenger RNA of Dibothriocephalus latus, 537 nucleotides long. Lineage: Eukaryota; Metazoa; Platyhelminthes; Cestoda; Diphyllobothriidea; Diphyllobothriidae. The record is from the annotation of a GenBank genome assembly.
AUGAGAAAUUUAUUUCGGGUCAUUGCAUGCUGCGCUUGCCCUAACACCUGUUCUAUUUCCUUCUCUUCCUCCGCCCCCUCCCCUGCCCUGCAGUACGUUGUUGUAAAACCGAAUCAGGCGAAGGUCUUGGAGGGUUUCUUCGUGCCAGCCUGUCCAAACUGCGGUUGGCCCCAACUGGAGCAGGCAGUGGGCAUUAUUGGCGCCAUUGUCAUGCCACACAACUUCUACCUGCACUCCGCCCUGGUCAAGUCUCGCGAUGUCAAUCGAAAUGACGGUCGAGCGAUCGCUGUGGCCAAUUUCUACUUCUUCUUGGAGGCCUGCAUCGCCCUUGGUGUCUCACUGACCAUCAACGUCUUCGUGGUUUCCGUGUUUGCUGCAGGUUUCUACGGCAAGAACGUGACGGAAGUACAGCAAACAGUGGACGACGGAGUCGAGGGCAUCGGUAAAUUCAGUAAAACAGACGACCGUCGGUUGCUGGUGGACAUGACAGAAUUUAAGAAUGGUCGGCAUCUGCUUCCAGCUCCGAAGCCGGCCUAA